UUAUGGUAAGUAUUGCAGAUAACGAAUUGUGCCCUUCAACGUUUUCAACGUUCCGCUGCUAAACGCUCAUAUGCGACUACUUGCUGUAUCCGAAUAUACAUGCUGUCAUGCUGAUAGGGACCAUCAGCAUAUAUACAUAUCCGCAACAUAGAAGACUCCAUAGACCAUAACCAGAGACGCACUUUGUUUCAACGCACUAGUCAUGAGUGACCAAAUUUACUUCGAAGUCCAGGUGGGAAUGGCCUUCAUGGUCAUGGCGUCUGCUGCGUCGGCACUGGCUGUCGGUGGUGUGUUGCUUUACAUUGGCUAUAGCGCCGUUGCCAUUAGGCAAAAUGCCUCGCGGAGGUGGUCUACCGCCACGCAUAUACACUAUUAUUUCCUUAAUUUGAUGAUUUCUGACUUCAUUCUGGCUAUGGCUGGAUUGCUCGACAUCAAGUGGAUUGUAGAAGCGAGGGUGUACCCCAGUCCCGUUUGUACCGUCCAAGGUUUCUUCAUGCAGGUGGGGGAUGUUGGGGUUGCUCUUAGUAUAAUGGCCAUUGCCUUGCACAUACUGCAAGUAUUGGUGCUGAAGCGGAAGUCUCCACCAAAAUUUGCGCUCCUUAUACUGGCAAUAAUUUGGCUGGUCAUCCUAAUUCUGGUGGUCGUGCCGAACGUGGCUCAACGCAACGUUUACGGUCCCACCGGCCAUUGGUGCUGGAUUAACCGCAGUAUCAUGGAGCAGAUUGGCCUCGAUUAUAUGUGGAUGUGGAUGGCUGCUGUAUUGAAUAUCAUCUCAUACGUGUUCCUCGUGCUUGUUAUCAAGCGAUUCCUUGUUCCCGUGGAUGGCAGAUUCCGCUGGAGUCGAAAGCAGGAAGAGAGAAUAAUCCCGUAUGGAACGGAGACAUCUGCAGAGAGUCUCAGAGCAGUUCAAAUGAUCUUUUACCCCCUGGUGUAUAUUAUACUCCUGUUGCCUAUAUCAUUGGCUCGUUUUUAUCAAUUCAGUGGCCAUGACGUUCCGGUUGCAGUGACAUCUCUCGCAGCCACAUUAUUCGGAUCAUCUGGUUUGAUCAACACGAUCCUGUAUGCUUUUACUCGUCCAAAGUUGAUGCCAGGUGGACUUUCGCACGGUCCAUGGUCAGUGAGUGUUACAACUGCGCGGAUGGCACACGAUCGCUUUUCAAAAGGUUACAUGGCAGAGGAUAGCAGCUUUGUUACAGAGUGCCCAGUCCAGGUUCCAUGACACACCAGAUUUUCUACAAUCUCCGAGGUCUUUACAAAUAUAGUCAAUUGUCAUAUAAACGUUGUAAUAUUGGUAGGCAGAUUGGUAGGUAUUAGGAUGUACAUGAAUAGACUAUGUUAGUGGUUAUAUAAGGUAAUAACGGGUUGGCAACUUUGAAAGUCACCUUCUGAAAGUUGCAAUUGCAUGCUUGACAGCACAGAUCGAGUGACGCGGCGGUCUAUUGCAA
This is a messenger RNA of Pisolithus orientalis, 1445 nucleotides long. RefSeq lists its product as uncharacterized. The record is from RefSeq and is a predicted model, not a curated record. Gene Ontology annotation, biological process: adenylate cyclase-activating G protein-coupled receptor signaling pathway. NCBI's taxonomy places the organism in Eukaryota, Fungi, Basidiomycota, Agaricomycetes, Boletales, Pisolithaceae. Gene Ontology annotation, molecular function: G protein-coupled receptor activity. The transcript has 11 exons. Gene Ontology annotation, cellular component: plasma membrane. Bases 203 to 1219 code for a protein of 338 amino acids.